Messenger RNA from Cylicocyclus nassatus, 1757 nucleotides. The record is from the annotation of a GenBank genome assembly. NCBI's taxonomy places the organism in Eukaryota, Metazoa, Nematoda, Chromadorea, Rhabditida, Strongylidae.
AGUUUUUGAUUUUUUCUCUACCCCAGAUUUCCCGGCUGUGCGCGAUGGUUGCCAGCAUAUCGAAGAAAAGUGGCAAGUCGCCUCUCUCCAAAAGAUCCGCACUGAAAACACCACUAAAGGGUAAAGAUGAUAGAGCAGCUAGGAUGAAAGCUGCCAGAGAUGCUUAUAGCAAGUUAUCCCUGGAGAGGGCGAAGCAUAGCGAUAGUAGCCACAAACCGGAACCUAGCGCCAAAGCAUUUGGACCAUCUCGUACUGCCACUACAACUAACGAAAAUAACAUUCGCAAUCGGAAUGUUCCUCCAAGUCCAUCACGUACAUUCAAGCCUAUGGCUUCAUCACUGGAUAUGAUACGCAACAACCGCGUCCGCAUCCCUACUGUUGGUCGUGCAAGCUCAAUAGCUGGGGCGAGAUCUUUGGGCCCGCGGCCCAGUUUGUUACCUUUGGGCAUCAAUGUUUUUGAAAGUAACGUCAGUGUGACAGAUCAACAAAAGGUUCGCGAAUUCUUGGAGAACGUGGCUCAUACAGGGAAAACACCAAAAAAGCCACUGCGUUCACUUGAUCUCAAUGAGCCAUUACAAAGCUCUUCUCGCGGUCGAACUGUACGUUUCAUAGAAGCUACUAUUAGUGAACAGAGGGAGUCAGGAAGCGAUGAGUUAAUCGAGGAGUCGUCGAAUCGCCCAGCCACCUCAGUCCCAGAACAAUCAACCGCUUCCAGUGUUACAGUACCUACACCGCAGUCUAUACUGAAGAAAAAAGCCAAGAGCCCGGUAUUCCGUCGGCCGCCGUCUCCUAAAGCAACGUUACACGAACCUACAGCUACGCCCACGCUGCGCAGAAGAAGCUUACGCACUUCUGCUUCUGCUCUUGUUCCAGAUCCUCCUCGCCUUCAGCUUUCAUUUGCCUCUUCAACUGACAGUGAGGAGUCAUCGGCGUGUGUCAGAAACAAAGGAGGCAGUGGUGAUCAGCAGUCUGACUUUGCCAGAUCUUACACGUUGCUGUUUAAUAUGAAAGAUGAGGAGUGGAGAAAUGUGGAACCAAUAAUGCUUACGGAGUUAAUCGAACACUUACAGAAUAAAAAAGAAAUGGUCGAUAAGAAUGCCUUUCUCCAGCCAGAUGACUCAUCAUGCUCAUUAUUGUCCCUGCCUGAAGGCCCCACGCCAUGUAAACCGCGAAAAGUUGGUUUCCGGCGUGUGUCAAGCAAAACAUCAUCUAACACUGAGCUGCAAGCCAACCAGGAAGUCAUGUUGAUCAAUGAAUCUGGCCAGCAGAGAGUGUCAUAUGAAGAAGAAAUCAUUGCAUUACCGCGGCAGCUACGCCAAAGAAACCCAGUCUCCAAAACACUGGGUGGAGAUUCUCCGUUCUAUCCGAUCCGUGGUUCGCCGUCCUUAUAAGCUGCCAAGCCUUAUCCAUCCCGGUGAAGUUUUAUUCUGGAAUGUCACUUGUACUCGUUACCACAUUAUUAUACUUACAAUUAGAGUUGCCUUUUUGAUCUCUGCCUCCAAAUACAACAAAAUUCCUUGACUGACUUGAUAUAUCUAAUCCAAUGACUUUCAAGUUUUUUCUCUGUUCAACCCUAGUCUCACUUUGAACUGUUGCAUAUAAACUUUUUUGCGUCCGCCUACUUAUGACAUAUCACCAUAUGACCUCCUAUAUCUAUGUUUUCAUUCGUUUUUAUCCAUUUUCGGUAUUGUUCACCAUUUAAUUAUAGCUGUACCAAAACUGGUGUCUUGCGAAGUUGUGCCUGUCAAUGAAAUAUG